Vombatus ursinus (common wombat) is the source of this 2963-nucleotide messenger RNA. RefSeq names its product zinc finger protein 319 (gene ZNF319). The record is from RefSeq and is a predicted model, not a curated record. Gene Ontology annotation, cellular component: nucleus. The coding region runs from base 367 to 2052 and encodes 561 amino acids. The transcript has 2 exons. NCBI's taxonomy places the organism in Eukaryota, Metazoa, Chordata, Mammalia, Diprotodontia, Vombatidae. Gene Ontology annotation, biological process: regulation of transcription by RNA polymerase II. Gene Ontology annotation, molecular function: DNA-binding transcription factor activity, RNA polymerase II-specific; RNA polymerase II transcription regulatory region sequence-specific DNA binding.
GGGGGAGGAGCCGCAGCACGGGGGCGGCGAGGGAGGGAGCGGAAGGGGAAAGCGACCCCAGAACCCCCGGCAGGCCCCAGAACUCUUCAUCCGAGGAGCCAAGCUCUCCCUGCUUACUCUGCCCGGCACACAGCUGAUCAGAGAAUCUUUGCCAGUCAACUACGGGUCGCUGUCCAGUGCUUUUGUGUCCCUUUGGUCAGUGACUUGAGAAUUAGCCUUCGCUGUGCCUCUGAUGUCCUAGAGAUUUAGCUCCGGGCUGAGGCUUCUGCCCCUGACUACACGUGGGCAACUCUUUCUGUGUGUUUUGUUACCUCAAGCGGGAAGCUGAAACCAUUACUGUCCAAACCCUGUUUCUUCUUCCCAAGCAUGUCAGAAAGCUGGCAGCAGCAGCCUCCCCCACCGGCUCCCCCGCAGCAGCAGCAGCCGCAGCACCAUGCCGAGCCUCCCCCUGCCCUGGCGGAACACUCCAUUCCCCCAAGCGCAGCCGAGAACCCCCUGGGCUGUGCUGUCUAUGGCAUCCUCCUGCAGCCGGACUCCAACUUACAGCACCACCAGCACCCCCCCUUGCAGGCCCCCGCGGAGCCACCCCACAAAUGUGGGGUGUGUGGCCAUGACCUGACCCACCUCUCCAGCCCCCACGAGCACCAGUGCCUGCCCGGCCACGACCGUUCCUUCCAGUGCACCCAGUGCCUGAAGAUCUUCCACCAGGCCACCGACCUCCUGGAGCACCAGUGCAUCCAGGUGGAGCAGAAGCCCUUUGUGUGCGGCGUGUGCAAGAUGGGCUUCUCGCUGCUCACCUCCCUGGCGCAGCACCACAACGUGCACAGCGGCAGCGUGAUGAAGUGCUCCAUUUGCGAGAAGACCUACAAGCCGCCGGAGCCCGCGCCGCCAGUGCCGGCGCCCGAGCCCGCAGAGAAGCCGUACAGCUGCUCCAUCUGCCAGAAGCCCUUCAAGCACCUGUCGGAGCUGUCGCGGCACGAGCGCAUCCACACGGGCGAGAAGCCCUACAAGUGCACGCUGUGUGACAAAAGCUUCAGCCAGUCAUCCCACCUGGUGCACCACAAGCGCACGCACAGCUCCGAGCGGCCCUACAAGUGCACCGUGUGCGAGAAGACCUUCAAGCACCGCUCGCACCUGGUGCGCCACAUGUAUGCACACUCGGGGGAGCAUCUCUUCAAGUGCCCGGCCUGCGAGCUGCACUUCCGGGAGUCCUCGGAGCUGCUCCAGCACGCGUGCACGCCCAGUGGCGAGCGGCCCUUCCGCUGCGGCGAGUGCCAGAAGGCCUUCCGCCGGCCCUCAGACCUGCGGCAGCACGAGCGCACGCACAGCGAGGAGCGGCCCUUCCAGUGUGACCUGUGUCAGAUGAGCUUCAAGCAGCAGUAUGCGCUGCUGCGGCAUCGGCGCACACACAAGGCUCCUGGCACCUCCCCCGAACCUUUCAAAUGCGCCCUGUGUGAGAAGGGCUUCGCGCAGCCCGGCCACCUGGUCUACCACCAGCACGUCCACAGCCUCGAGAGUAUCUUCAAGUGCGGCGUCUGCCAGAAGGGCUUCGACCAGUCGUCGGAGCUGCUGCGGCACAAGUGCGCGCAGAGCGCCGAGCGCCCCUUCAAGUGCACCGUCUGUGCCAAGGCCUAUAAGCGUGCCUCGGCCCUGCAGAAGCACCAGCUGGCGCACUGCGCCGAGAAGCCCCUGCGCUGCACGCUCUGCGAGCGCCGCUUCUUCUCCUCCUCGGAGUUCGUGCAGCACCGCUGCGACCCCGCACGCGAGAAGCCGCUCAAGUGCCCCGACUGCGACAAGCGCUUCAAGUACGCCUCAGACCUGCAGCGACACCGGCGUGUGCACACCGGCGAGAAGCCCUACAAGUGCCCCUCCUGCGACAAGGCCUUCAAGCAGCGCGAGCACCUCAAUAAGCACCACAGUGUGCAUGCCCGCGAGCAGCAGUACAAGUGCGUGUGGUGUGGCGAGCGCUUCCUGGACCUGGGGCUGCUGCAGGAGCACAGCACCCAGCACACGGCCGAAGGCGCCUACCAGGUGGCCGCCUGUCUGCCCUGAGCGCCUCGGCCAGCCUGCCCGCCGGGCCUUCCUCCCUGUAGCUGUCUGCGUUGUACCGUGUCUUCAAUGAGGUGUCCGUGAAACCACCUUACUGCAGCAGGGGAACGCGCCUCAGCCCCUCUUCGGUCUGUGGCUCUGAGCCUGAGCUGACCUGGGCAGGUGUGGCCUCGACAAGCUUCCCCUCCCCCCAGCAACAGGUUUGCAGCUUUCUAGUGGCACUGGCCCUUUGAGGGCCAGUUAGCCCCCUCUCUGUGAGAGAAGUUCAGAGCCACACCAAAUCAGAAACCAGUCUUUUCCUCUUCCUCAGCCCCCAAAAGUGGAAGACCACCCCACCAGGCCCUUCCUGAUUUUUUUCUGCCUAAAUAGAAAUGAAACCAGGCCAUGAAGAACAGUCAUGUGGCCUGUGAGAAUACUGCCACGGUGCUUGCUGAUAGGUGGAGGUCUGCUUUUACCUGGGCACUGGGUCGAUGGUGUGUCCCAGCAGCAGGGGAUCCUUGGCAAGGGUCCUCCUCUACUCUCCUCAGCUCCAGAAGGAAGAACCAAACAGAGCAGUUGGCUGCAGAGGUCAGCCCUGUAGGAGGCUGGUGGCCGUCCAUAGGAGUUGUCACAAGGGCACUAUUUGUGACCAUUUGUUGAAAUAGGAAAUAAGACAAAGGCUCCCUUAGCGUUGGGAGAAAAGGAUUGAGAGCCUUUCCUAAUGGGGGAGGCAGCCUCUCUCUUACUGAGGGUUAAAAGAUCAAUUUCCCUAUUUUAAGGGCAGCUUCUUCUCCCUCCAUCCUGGGGUUGCUUAGCACUUCAUAAUAUGCUCUCUUAAAGUGGCAAACCUUUGCAGGGCAGGACCACUGUGUAUGAUGACCAGAAUACAUGGACACUACAGGUGAUGAGGAAAAAUCAAAGGGCAGAGAAUGUUA